GGAUGGUUUCCAGUGGUUCGGAAGGUUUUGCUUCCUUCCUCGUCUUCUUUCCUUGUUUUACAAGCAGCCUUUUCAACCCAGUCGAUCUUGCUUGGCUUCAUCUUAGAGCUAGACUCUCAACAUGAACCCUCGCGCACCCCACUACAAGUUCCACGCACCUGCCAGUGGCAGCAGCAAUGGCGCAGAUCUCGCAACUGUAUUUGGCAGCUUGCGCACCAAUUUCGUGCCAGCCACUGUCCCAGCCUCCGACACUGUGAGCAGCCCUCGCGACAAUCUCUCACUGGUCAAGUUUGAGUCCAACACAGGCUAUGAUGAUCAAGAGUUCCUCAAACUUGCACGCGCCGAGCGUCAGGCGCACAGCGAUCUCAUGAUGCACAGCAAGCUUCUACGUCUGGAAGCCCAGGUUGGCGAGCUGAUGUCUCAGCGCGCAGCAACCGAAAAGAAGCAAGCUGAGAGUGACGAGAUCAACAAGGACCUGCGUAGCGAAGUUGUCAAUUUGAAGGGCCAGAUCAGAUCUCACCAUGACAAGCUUGAGAUCUGCAAGAGACUCGCCGACGAACGCGCCAGACAUGCACGCGAGCUCGACCAACGUCUGGAGACAAUCGCUAGCAUGAUGGAGCCGAGAUUCCAACACCAAGAGACGCGCAUCAACAGAGUCGAGAGCAUUGUGCGCACUUCUGAGUCCUCUGUGACCUCUCAGAUCAAGCAGCACAUUGCCCAGCUUCAGUUCAACGACAAGUGUCUUGCUGGAGCCGAACAGAAGACUGGCGACACGGUCAUCUCGAAGGGCUAUGACGGCUCCAAGCCUCAGACCAACGGUACCGCCCUUCAAUUCCCUCAGGCGGACAGCCCCAUCAACAAGCUCGAGCAGGCCCAUGGAACACACGAGAAGUACCUCAAGACUGUCGGCGAAGCUCUCGUUGCCCACCAGACCGGCAUCGACGUAGCCAACGGCAAGAUCAACAUCCUUGAGUCCAAGAUCGAGGUCCUCGAAAGCGGCAGUUCCAAGUCCAGUGGUCAGCAACAGGUCGAGAAUGGCUUGUUCAAGAUGCACCCGACUUCAGCUGCUAUCAUUCAGAUGCAAUCACAAAUCGACCACCUGACCAAGGACAUCAGCCACAAGCGCAUCGGUGCUGAGAACCCCAAGAGCGGUGACUCGAGUGCCAACGAUACCGAGAGACUUCUGAUCCAGAUGGAUGAGACUCGUGCCCAGAUUUGUGAGAUGGAAGAGCGACUGAGCUCUCUGACCGAGGCGCAGCGUCUAGUGGACGAGUGUGGAAUGGCGAGCAAGCUGAGACUGGAGAUCAUGUUCUACCAGCUCACCAAGGAACUUCUCGGCAAGUGUGAGCCUGAAGAUGUCGAGUAUGGUUUGGACGAGGACCGCACGUUCAUUCUUAGACAGCGUGUCCUUGAGCGUCUCUCUAUUGAGAACCAGGUCCAGCUCGAGUUCCUGCGUCUCAAAGAGUCGCAGCAGAUGCCCCGCUAGAUGUAUCAGCAAGAGAAAACAACCGGAUCGAGGCACUUGCGAAUGGAGUGCACGUUGAUAGCGCAUAAGAGACGGAAAUGGAGGUUUAUGGAAGGCACGGCAGAUGGUUGAACAAGGCGGUCUUCAGAUAGAAUAGCAGUAGAUAUCGAGGAUCAAUAAGCUCUCCCAGUAUGACGCAUUCG
Aureobasidium pullulans EXF-150 is the source of this 1668-nucleotide messenger RNA. RefSeq lists its product as uncharacterized. The coding region runs from base 122 to 1486 and encodes 454 amino acids. The record is from RefSeq and is a predicted model, not a curated record. The transcript is spliced from 5 exons. Lineage: Eukaryota; Fungi; Ascomycota; Dothideomycetes; Dothideales; Saccotheciaceae.